Messenger RNA from Meloidogyne enterolobii, 334 nucleotides. The record is from the annotation of a GenBank genome assembly. Lineage: Eukaryota; Metazoa; Nematoda; Chromadorea; Rhabditida; Meloidogynidae.
UCUGAAUAGAAAUCAGCUGAUAGAUAUUAGCGAGUACCAAUUUGUCGCUUACUAUUUUGUCGCCGUACACUUUGUGGAAUACAGCAGCAGUGCUGGGUAUCAGAGUUAUGAAAAUAAAAAUUUUAUUUCCGAUUUCCGCCUUCCGAUUUCCGAUUUCCGGCGUUUUUUUCCUUCCGAUUUCCGAUUUCCGAAAAAAAAUUUUGAUUUCCGAUUUCCGAGUUCCGACUUUUGAGCCAUUUCCGAUUUCCGGCAGUUCCGAUUUCCGACACCUCUGACUGUUCCGACCCACCUCUGCUGGGUAUGGCUCCGGGAGCUAGCUCCGGAGCCGGAGCUA